CUUCAACCUCGACUCCAUCCGUCCUGAACCUGCCGCAGCUUUCAAGCCUGAAGUCUCGAUUUUGAUGGAGCCCAACGCCUCGUCGCCUUCGGGCUCCGGGGCGCGAGAGCCAAAGCUCCUUCUUCCUUCGACCACCGACCCACCAGGCCCCCAGAAUCCCCCGAAGCCGCUUGUGUGGUUGAUUUUCGGCGCCACUGGCCACAUGGGCCGCUCGUUGGUCAAGACCGCUCUAUCCCGGGAUGAUUUUGUCGCCGCGGUUGGGCGCACCUUCGAGAAUAGCCCCGAGUACAUGAAGAAGUUGGAAGAGGAGCAUGAAAACUGCCUGGGUCUCUUGUGUGAUGUACGGGCUCGCGAGACAGUGCAGCGAGUUAUCGAGCGCACCAUCGAGCGGUUUGGUCGCAUUGAUAUCAUCGCCAACUGCGCCGGAUACGGAGUAAUCGGCGCAUGCGAAGACCAAGAUGAGUAUGACAUCCGCGACCAAUUCGAGACCAAUUUCACCGGCACGCUGAACAUGAUUCAACUCUCAUUACCGCACUUCCGUGAGCGAAGGACCGGCCGCUACUUGAUCUUCAGCUCGACGUCGGGCGCCUUGGGAGUGCCGGGGUUAGGCCCUUACUGCGCCUCGAAAUACGCGGUUGAAGGGCUCAUGGAGAGUAUGCUUUACGAAGUGGACAGCUUCAACAUCAAGACCACUCUCGUCGAGCCUGGUCAUAUGCGCCGUGACGAUGUCGGAGACCUGGUGUCAGACCCCGUCGCUGCGCUGACGGCCACUAAUCCCGAUCUCGACCUCGCAUCGCCUCUACCGUUGUACGGUCACUUCCUCGUCAAACCGCCGAGCGAGCCGUACAACACGGCCACCUCCCCUACGGCGCAUGCAAAGCGCAUGUUGAUGUGGCUAGGCGAUAAGCAACCUGCGAGUGCUGUCAAAGCCGCUAAUCUGGUCUGGCAGCUGGGACACUGUUCCUAUCCACCGCUUCGCCUUAUUCUGGGAACCUACGCCGUCGAGAGCAUCCGAGAUCGGCUGAAAUGCAUCAUCGAGGAGAUCGAGGACUGGAAAUACCUCAGCUUUCCCCAGGGAGAGCAGCAAGGUCCUUCGCCUGUGAAGGACCAGUCUUCGGGCUCCAACCUCCACGAAAGAGAAGGUGAUGCGGCCACCUGAGCCAAUGAUGUAUGCCGGCUGUAAGCCGACUGUCUCUCAACACACUGGGGACUUUCUCCUUCGGGUUCCGUUGAAUUUCCCGGGAAUCCUCGGAUAGCCCAGUACAUGAUCCGUGCAGGAGCUUGCAGAGCAGCACCAUGAGCCACGCGCUCUUCUUCCUGCGCCUAUCGUGACCCUUUGGUGUUAGUAUAACCUUUCUCGCGCCUAUUGAGGUCGGAAUUCCAUCAUCCAAUUACUAGACUAGCAGGAAUUUGCAAUGCCUGCACGUGGUUGAUUGAGAUCGAGGCUUAUAAAACAUUCAAUUGACGUCCUGUGGGUAUAUACAAACCACCAGAAUCUGAUAAGGUUGUCUAUAUGUUUCUGCGAGACAAAUGCCUUUAAGUUCGGUCUAUUUACACCUCCUCUAGACGAGUUUGUCACGGCAUCGUAAAUGAAGCUCGCUUAGGAUG
Molecule: messenger RNA, 1608 nt
Organism: Aspergillus steynii IBT 23096
Lineage: Eukaryota; Fungi; Ascomycota; Eurotiomycetes; Eurotiales; Aspergillaceae
Product: SDR family oxidoreductase
Exons: 2
Coding region: 65-1159 (364 amino acids)
Source: RefSeq, a predicted model, not a curated record